GCAGGAAGAGAUGUCGACUAACCGUCUUCCAGGUAAAUAUUCAACAGAGGAUGCUAGCAAUCCCCAUGUCUGACACGACAAAAGGACAACAACUCCCGAGUAACCGGAGCAAAGAUGAAACAACAUGCUUUAUCGAAGGCAUUAAGACUUCCGACUGAGAGCCUGUAGCCAUGGAUGGCAACAACACCUUCCCCAGCUUUGUGGAUUUGGAUGACUUUCUUACAAAACACAACUCCAACUUUAUCUGGCUCCUCGUAGCCACCAUUCUAUCCUGUGGAUGGAUCAUCUAUUUAACUUAUUACAACUCCCGCAACAUUGGGCUCAUCCUCACUCUCAUCAUCAACAGACUCUACAAAGAUGGCUACAUUCAUAUUGGCUCGUUCUCCUUCUCUGUGCUGUCAGGGAAAGUCAUGUUCAGAGAUGUCUACUACAUCAACCAAGACAUGUCUAUCAGGAUACAGGAUGGCUUCCUUAUAUUUCGUUGGUGGAAAAUGUAUAACCCAAAACAGAAACAGCAUGACCCCAAGGCAGAGACCAGGCUUUACGUGACAGUAAACGGCUUUGAGUUUCACGUCUACAAUCGGACCGACCUCUAUGCCCGCCUGCAGGAGACCUUUGGCCUGGAGCCCACACUAAUAACACCCAAAAAAGAUGAAGAGCGGGGACGGGAGGAGCGAAGCAAGACCCUUGAUAGUGUGAACAUCAAAGCAGAGAGUCCAGACCCCACGUCAUCUUGGCGCUCUCUCAUUCCUGUCAUCAAAGUGAACAUCAGCACAGGCCGUUUGGCAUUUGGGAACCACUACCUCCCCCAGACUCUGUGUGUGAACUUUGAAGAUGCCUUCCUGACGUACGCUACCAAGCCACCGUCCAGCCACCUGGACCAAUUCAUGCACAUCGUCAAAGGCUCACUGGAAAAUGUGCGCGUCAUGCUGGUUCCCAGUCCCCGCUACCUGGGCAUGCAGAAUGACGAACCUCCAAGGCUGAUGGGCGAAGGCUUUGUGGUCAUGCAAUCCAAUGAUGUAGACAUCUACUAUUACCAGGAUGAACCCGGUCUGGUCCCUGUGGAGCAGGAGAGUGGAGAGGAGGCUGAGACGUGCAGUGAGGAGGAUAAGCUGCAGGACUUGCCUCCAUGUUGGGGUCUAGAUAUCGUCUGUGGUAAAGGAACUGAUUUCAACUAUGGGCCGUGGGCAGACCGUCAGAGGGACUGUCUGUGGAAGUUUUUCCUGCCAGCUGAUUUCCAAGACAUGAAGGUGACGGAGGUUGCACAGCCUGGAAAACCCCGGCAGAUCCAGGCCUUCGAGCUGCGAAUGAACAUCAUUGCUGAUGCUACCAUCGAUCUGCUUUUUACCAAAAACAGGGAAACCAAUGCUAUUCAUGUGAAUGUAGGUGCUGGCUCUUACCUCGAGGUCAACAUACCUAUGACUGUAGGAGAGAAUGGCUACUCCCCCACCAUCAAAGGUCAGCUGCUUCAUGUGGACACGACCAGUAGCAUGCAGUACAGAACUCUACUAGAGGCUGAGAUGCUGGCUUUCCAUGUGAUAGCGAGCUAUCCUCGUGUGUGGAACAUGUCUCAGUCAUGGCAGUGUGAGAUUGAGGUCUACAAAGCCACCUACCACUUCAUCUACGCUCAGAAAAACUUUUUCACUGAUUUGAUCCAAGACUGGGCAAGUGACAGUGCCCCUGAUAUUUAUUCCUUCGUACCCUAUUCCUGGAAGUUUAAGAUUCUUUUCCACCAGUUUGAGAUGAUCUGGGCAGCAAACCAGCAUAACUGGAUUGAUUGUUCCACCAAGCAGCAAGAGAAUGUGUACCUGGCUGCAUGCGGCGAGACACUUAAUAUAGACUUCACUUUGCCUUUCAAUGAGUUUGUCCCCACCACCUGCCACACCCGCUUCAGCUUGAAGGCGGAGGACACGGAUAUGCGCCUCUCUCUACCAGAGUGCCACCCGAGCCGCUAUCCUCUCCUCACCCUGGCCAAAGACUAUCAGAAUGUCAAGUUGCCCCCAGAUAUGUUCAUGCCAGGGGAGAAUCAAGGUGCUCCCCCUCCCAAACCUACCAAGUCCCGCUGGAGGAACAUCACCCACGCAGAAGCUGGCUGGGUGGAUUGUUGGAGUGUACCCAACUUCUUGCUCAUCAUUGACUAUACCUGGCACCCCAUUUAUCCCCAAAAGGCCGAUGAGCAGCUCAAGCAGUCAUUGUCUGAAAUGGAGGAAUCCAUGCUGUCAGCUCUGCGGCCCCCAGAGCACUCUUCUGUCCCCCAUAAUGCCACACCACGCUACACCUCCACAUCUGCCUCGGCAGCCCACAGCCGUGUGCCCACUGACCCCUCAGAGCUGCCUCCUGACAGGCUUCAUGUGGAGAUGGAAAUGUCCCCAGACUCUCAAAUCCUCCUGUAUGGGCCUAUGCUCCGAGCACUGAUCUCCAUCAAGGAGAAUUAUUUUGGUGAGGAUGACAUGUACACAGACUUUGAGGAGGCAGUGUCCAGCCCUGUGUUGUCCGCCUCCACCUCCUCAGGCCUUGGUUGGUCUCCUCUGGGUAUGGAGGACAGCGAACAUAAGGAAACCUCUGACAUCCAUCCCCUGGACCUGCGGCCCUGGGACAUCACUGUGCUCAUUAACCUCUACAAAGUCCACGGUCGACUGCCAAUGCACUGCAGCAGCGAGGGUCCUGAAGGGCCAUCCGGCUUCUUGGAGCGUCUGUGCUUUGAGAUGAAGAAGGGUUACAAGGAGACCAUGCUUCAGCUGCUCCUGUCUCCUGCUCAUAUCUUUGUCAGUGACAACUACCAGCGUCCCACAGCAGACGGGGUGUUGAGGGAUGGCCACUUGAGCCUCUCCGGGCUGCAGAUGAGGGCCCACGCCAUGUUCUCUGCUCAGGGCCUUCCUCUGGGCAGUGACACUUUGGAGUAUGCCUGGCUCAUUGACAUGCAGGCCGGAGGGUUGACUGGCAGGGUCACUGUUCCACAGGUGGCCAGUAUGAUAGAGUGGGGUGAGACAUUCGUUUUCCAUGUGGUGUCCCGAGAGUUCCAGCUCGAUCAACCCAAGCCCUCUGUCAUCUGCCAGCAUGGUGUUGAUCGACGCAUCUGUGAUGCCAAGCUAACCUGUCUACCAGGUCACUGUCGCACUUCAGAGGAGCUCAAGUACACUAUGACCCGAUUGGCGAUGGAUGGUGUGGACCUGUUCAUAGUUGAACAUGGCUGUGCUGCAAAUGUUAAGACCAGCAUUAUUCGUGUGGCAAACUGCAACCUGCACAAUCAGGCAGUAGGAGAGGGCAUCAGCGCUGUGGUGCAGGAUGUAAAUAUCCGGCAGUACAUUGAACAGCAACAGCACAACGAAGCAGCCAGGCUGCAGCCGACCGGACAGAGUCAAGGUCCAGGUCAGCCAUUAGGUCUCGGUCAGCCCACUUUGCUGCGACGUUCUGUCUGGCUGGAGGCGGGUUCAGUCAACCUGAACCUCAUCACAGCAGACAUUGCCCUGGCCGCUGACCACCCAGCCAAAUGUGAAGUCCAAAGGCAUUUUUUGGAACUACACGACGCUCAGACCAAAAGAUUGUGGUUUCUGUGGCCAGAAGAGGCUACCAUUCGCAACAAGCGCAGCAGGAACCGUUGUGGCUGCCUCGGAGGCUGCAGGUUCUUUGGAGGUACCAACAUGGGCCUGGACUUCUUCAAGCUGGAAGAGCUGACACCGUCCUCUUCAUCUGCGUUCUCGUCCUCCAGCACUGAGUCAGACAUGUGUUAUGGGCAGUCCCUUCUGCAGCCUGGGGAGUGGAUCAUUACCAAGGAAACACCCAAAGUGGAUGGGAGGGUUGUCGGACUGAAGACAGACACACAUUCUCCGUGUCUGCCUCCUGAGCUUCCCGAGAGACGAGGCCAGCAGCACCUUAACCUUCAGGUCCCACAGCGCUCCCACAGCUCUGCAUCCUCCUCUGAAGAAAAUAGUUCCUCGAGUGCUGCAUUGCCCCUGUUGGCUGGAGAGAGGGACACCCCCUCGCCUAGCAUCGAGGAGCGCAUGUUCACCAUGAAUGGCAAAAGCCCAGCUGACACCCUUGGAGAAGUCCCAGAAGUGUCACCCGUGUCGCCUAAUAGCUCCCAGGAGCGUUCCUCAGUGCGCUCGCCCCUCUGCUCUCCUCUCAAGCGCCAGUCCUCAGUGCACUCAGGUCGUUUGGGAAGUACCAAGAGUCUAUCUGCAGCCGUCUUCACAGACAAGCCACCUCCUGUGCUGUCCGGAGGCGUCCAGUUCAGCAGCGAGGUGUCCCGCAGUGAUGAGAAUGUCCUGGAUUCACCACGUCAGCGUAGGAGCUAUGGCUCCUUUCCCUUCACACCAUCAGCAGAUUCCAACACCUUCCAUCAGUACCGCUCUGCAGACUCCAGCAUGUCUGUGGCGGACAGUGAAGCCUACUUUUCUGCUGCUGAGGACUUUGAGCCAAUCAGCAGUGCGGAUGAGGGUCCAGGAACAUACCCUGGACGGAAAAAGAAGAGGAGACAGCAAAUGCAGCAGCCACAGCAGCCCCCGUAUCACAUGGAGAACUACAGUCGAAGUUCCAUCUACCACAGUGUUGAGGGACCCCUCACCUAUGUCCUCAACGGGGAGCUGAUCACUGAGCCACGUCCUCUGCCCCUGCCUCCGUUGCCCCCUCUGCCAUCCCAGCCUUUGCCCAGCCACACGUCCCAGGCCUCCUUCGUCUCAGCCCUGGCUAUGGAGGAGGAGAGCUCCGUGGAGGCAGAGAAGACAGCCGAACCUGGCCCUGUAACUCGACAACCCCAUGUCAUGGCGUGCUACCAAAGCUACCUGGCCCACUACCAGGUGUCAAAUUGGUCUGUCAAGCAGCCCACCAACAAAAGAACCUCCAAGUCCUCUUUGCACCGCCCCUUAGAUCUGGACACGCCCACCAGCGAGGAGAGCUCCGCCUCAUUCGACCAACUCUCUGUUCCCAGCUUUAAGGUCAUAAAGCAGGGCCUUUCAGCCAGCUCUCUGUUAGACAGAGGAGUUCAACUCAUGGGAGAGAACAACAGCACACCUUACACUCCCCUCGAUAAAAGGGCCAUGGAGAACACAGAUGAGGAUACAACAACGGAUGACUGGACUCUGGAGCAGCCUUUAGCUCAGACCAGGACCACAGCUAUCGUAGAAGUGAAGGGGGCCAUCAAUGUGGUGCUCACACCUCUUGUGGCUGAAUCGUUGGACAGGUACAUUGAGUCCAUGGUUCACUUUGCCAGUAUUCGACACCCUGCAGCCAUUCUGGAUGACCUGCAUGGCAAAGUCCUCAAUGAAGCCUAUCAGAUAAGCAAGUCCACUGUUACAGAGUCUAGCCAAACAGGCAAGCAGGAGCACAAGCUGUCCAAGACAGAGGGCGCGACCCCUGGAUCCCUCAGCAUCUCCCAAGGCCAGACAGACCUGUCUGUCAAACCGGAUAAUGUGAAAAUCAAGGGCCUCCAAGCCAAUGUCUCCAUCCCUAAGGUAAACCUUUGUCUCCUUCAAGCCUCUGUAGAGGAGGGGUCACCGUCUUGCUCCAGUAAAUGUGUCACACAUGUGUCUCUAGUGGCACUGUGCUUUGACAGGAUUGCAACCCAGUUCAGAAUGAACAGGGGCAUUGUAGAAGAGACGCCCAACACCGCAGAACAUGGUCGUCCCUCUGUCAUGCUGGAAAAGUACGCCUCGGCCACUAAGAUGCAGCCUCAGUCAUCUGGUUCUUUACGCUCAAACGCAGGCAUUGAGAAGGGCAAAGAGAUCGCUGCUAGACUCAACAUCCACCGUAUUCACAGCCAGCUCCGAGGCCUCGACUCCACAGACAUCGGCACAUGUGCCAUUACAGCCAUCCCUUUUGAGAAAUCAAAAGUGCUGUUUGGUCUAGAGGAAAUGGAGGAGUUCUCCCUGGUAGAUGAGACAGAUGCGCAGGCAGCUGCAGGUGAUCUGGGCCGGUCCAUGACUUCUCUUGAGAAAUGGGGCUGGAUAAUGUUUGAAUGCGGCAUCGAGAAUCUCACGGUUAAAGGGGGUCGUCAAUCAGGAGCCAUUCUGUACAAUGCAUUUGGUGUGAUGGGUCGCUCAGACACAGGAGGGAAGACGGGAAUGUCUAAGUCCAAUGGAUCCACAGGCUCUCAGACUGGCAGCGGCUACAGCACAGAUGUUUCCGAUGACAACUUACCGCAUGACACCAUCAGUCCUGCCUCAGAUGUCAACGAACACUCGGACUCAGAUGACCAGGAUGAAGGGGUUGAAUCAGAUGAUCUCAAAAAAGACCUCCCUCUCAUGCCCCCACCACCUGACUCCAGCAGUAUGAAAGUGACCAUCAGAGAAAUCUGGUUUAGUUUUGCUGCUCCAACUAAUGUGCGCUCACCUUCGCAGGCCAUCUCCAGGCAGUUGAAUCUACUGAGCACAGCCACACCUGCAAUUGGUGCAUGGCUGGUUCCCAUAGACCAACUCAAGUCUUCCCUGCGCAAACUGGACAUGGAAGGCACGCUACGAGUGUGUGCCGUUAUGGGCUGCAUCAUGACAGAAGCGUUGGAGAAAAAGAGCAUUCACAUCCCAAUCCGAAGCAAAUACAACCGUGUGACCAAACGAGCUCGCUAUCUGCACGAGAAUCCUUCCUGUAUGCUGUGUAACAUCCUGCACCGCUAUCUGCAGCAGGCAGACUACUCGGUCAUAGAGGAGGCUACUAUGAAUGAUGGGGUUCCUGCAUUAGUGACUCUAAAGAAAGGUCUGGUCGCUUUGGCAAGGCAAUGGAUGAAAUUUAUCGUGGUAACUCAGGGCUUCAAGGCUAUUGGGUUGAUGAGGCCCAAUCAGCUUGCCAAACCUAAGGAGCCUCAGCAGAGUCUGGGUGACACAAUUCUGGGCCUGGACAACGGAGCAGCCCUGCAGAGUGACACCAGCGCUGAUGGAGCUGAAUUUGAAUUUGACGCAGCCACAGUGAGUGAACACACCAUGUUGCUGGAGGGAGCAUGCAGUCGCCCCCCACCAAAAGAAGCAAACUCUGGUCCUGUCAGCGGAGUGGAGAUCAUGAGGAAGCUGUCCAAGUCCCACACACACAGCGAGUCUGCGCUCAGGAUAAAGGGCUCACAUCCCUACCAGUCGCUGAGCUACACCAGCGGUGACACAGCAGCUGACUCACCUGCCCAUGUGAGUCGUGCCGGCCUGCCAGCCAAGGACAGCCCCAGGAAGGAGAGUCUCCUGAGCAAUCUGACAGGCAGCUUCAGGAGCCUGCACAACCUCCUGGAGGGUACGCCCCAGAGGAAUGAGCCGUCUGCCACCACUGCAGCCAAGAGCAGCUCCCUCACUCGCACAGGAAACAGCCUUGGGACAGACAUGCUGACAGAACACCCACUACUGUCUGAGCCCUCCUCGGUCAGCUUUUAUAACUGGAUGUCCAAUGCUGUGGGCAACAGGACUGGGGCUGGAACCCAGGACUCCCCGGUCAACCGCUCCCAGCACAACAGCCUGCAGACAGACCCAGUGGAUUCUCAUGACAACCACUACCACUACCACCCACUGCCAACACAUAACAGCCCAGGACGAGGUGGGACGUGUAACCUUCCCACCAUUCCCUCAGCAUCAGACUUCAAUACAGUUCUGUCCAGUGAUCAAAACACACUGGAUGGAACCCACUCCCAGCAUUCCCAACAUAGCACCAGCCAGGAUGACAUGGCCGACAUUGAGGAGGGCAAUCAAUGCCCUGCUGCAGUUCAGCUGGCCGACGCUCAGGUUGUUUUCAAGCCUCUGCUGAGCUACACAGGCAUCCAGGCCCAGGACACAACACCUUUAAGUUACAAAAUGUAUUUCGGGGAGCACCUGUCUUUCUCUGGGAAUCUUGAGUGUCUCAGAGCAGACAUUGUUGACUCUGAUACCACCAAAGAGCGCAAAAACAAAAGAUCCAGGAGACAAGGCAUGGUGAACCUCCCUCCGCUGGAGUUCAAGCCAGCGCUGCUGAUUGAGACGUUCAGCCUUAAUGCAGUAGUGAUGGAGAAGUCAACCAGUGCUCCGCAGGGCCCCACUGCAGCCCCACUUUCCUUCCAUGACCUCAACCGCCGCCACUACAACACAUUCCAUUGUGAUUUCACCACAGCUUGCCAGGCCAUCAGUCAACGCGUCGACAUGGCUUUGGUGCGUCUUAUUCACCAGUUCAGCACCAUGAUUGACGACAUCAAGGCAACACAGACCGAUAUCAAGCUAAGUCGCUACACUGCUGGCUCCGCCUCCCCGACACCCACCUUCAAGGCUAGACCCUACCGCCACUUCAGGUCAUCAGACUUCAGCCGCAGUUCCCGGGGAAGCCUGAACGGGGGCGGUCGCAGCGCAACACAGACCUUGAAGAGCAAGAGAGGGGUGGGUGGAGGGGGUGGCACGGGUGCAGGAGGAGCAGGCAUUAGUGGGGGUUUGCCUCCUAACGGACCUCCAUCAGGAAUGGACACGCUGGGGAGAAGGGAACCUAGGGCGCGCAGUUCUCUUGGACGGUCAGAGCGACGCACUUCUAAGGUGUCAAGAAAGGGCUCCCGUGACGUGGCCGACCACAUGGCAAUCCAGAUGGAUGACUCCGACUCCAUCACAGUGUCAGAGCAGAGUGAGCCAUCAGCAGAAUGUUGGCAGAACAUGUACAAGCUGCUUAACUUCUACUCUCUCAUCUCUGAUCCCACUGGAAUCCUGGAGAAAAGCUCCCCAGAGAAUUGCCUUUCAGAGGGUGGACGUCGACCUUCAGAACCGCUCUGUAAAGUCAUUUUUGAGAAUGAGCAACAGGAACCCACCACACCCAAUAAACCUGCAGGAGCAGGAGGAAGGAGGCGAAGUCUGGUGAGCUCUGAACCGCAGCAUGUGACCCUCAUAGUGUUUGGCAUUGGUAUGGUGAACCGAACCCACCUAGAAGCUGACAUUGGUGGGCUGACGAUGGAGGCUGAGCUGAAGAAGAUCCAUGGAAGUUUCACCCUGAAGGAGAAGAUGAAAGACAUCCUUCACCAGAAAAUGACAGAGACUUGUGCAUCAGCUCACAUAGGAGGAGUGAACAUCGUUCUGCUGGAGGGCAUAACCCCUGAUAUUCAACUGGAGGAUUUCCCAACAUCUCCCACCAGCACAGCUAAACAAGAGUUUCUAACGGUGGUGAAAUGCAACAUUGCCAAGUCCCAGGCUUUAUAUAGCGCCCAACGGGGGCUGAAGACCAAUAAUGCAGCUGUCUUCAAAGUGGGGGCCAUCAUGAUCAACAUCCCCCAGCACCCAGCCACUUUGCACAGUAUGAUGGUCCGCAGCUCCCAUCAGCUCUCCAAACAAAUCUCCGACCUCAUCCGUCAACCCUCCAAUGCUCAACCUCCGAACAGAGAAGACACCCCUACCCCACAGCCUUCUGACAAAGCCUCCAGCAUCAAUCAGACGCCUGUAGAAGCCAACGAGUUCCCUCAGCUUCCUGAAGGUCUGGAGAAAAAGCCCAUUGUCCUCAAGUUCAGCGCCAUGAUGGAUGGUAUCACCAUUGGAGCUGCCCUGCUGCCCUCGCUGAAAGCCGAGUACAAAAUGGGUCGGAUGAAGAGCCAUGGCAUGACAGGGGCCCAAACUAGUUUCACCUUUGAGCUGCCAAAUCACAAGCUCUGCUUCCAGUCAAAAGUGUCCCCAGUGGACAUGUCCACCAUGCCACCAUCAGCCAGCCUCACCUUGCCUCCAGUCACUAUGUCUGGUGAGUACAUCAUGGAGGAUCACGAGAGCCACUCGGACCAGGGCUGGGCACCUGAUGAUUUUCCAGCAAAGCAAGGGAACUACCUGCAAGGCAACUACCUCCGCUGUGUGGCUGAGAUUGGCUCCUUUGAACAUAAUCUGACCACAGAUCUGCUCAACCACCUGGUUUUUCUACAGAAAGUUUUCAUGAAGGAAGUCAAUGAGGUCAUUCAGAAGGUGUCAGGAGGAGAACAACCCAUCCCACUGUGGAACGAGCAUGACACCUCGACAGAUGCAGACAAGCCAAAAAUCCUGCUUUAUUCACUCAGCCUCAUGUUCAAGGGAAUCCAGAUGACAGCCACUACUCCAUCUAUGCGAGCCGUGCGCUUUGAGACAGGUUUGAUUGAGCUGGAGCUGUCCAACAGAAUCCAGUGCAAGGCUCAGCCUGGUGGCAGCAGCAGCUACCUGAAACUCUUUGGCAAAUGUCAAGUGGAUCUCAACCUGGCCCUUGGACAGAUAGUCAAGCACCAGGUCUAUGAAGAGGCUGGCUCAGACUUCCACCAGGUGGCAUACUUCAGAACCAGGAUUGGGCUGCGAAACGCUCUGCAAGAAGAGAUCAGCGGCUCUUCAGACAAGGAGGCUGUACUCAUCACACUCAACAGACCAAUAGUUUUUGCCCAGCCGGUGGCAUUUGACAGAGCUGUGCUAUUCUGGCUCAAUUACAAGGCAGCAUAUGACAACUGGAAUGAGCAGCGAAUGGCCCUCAACAAGGACAUCCACAUGGCCACCAAAGAGGUGGUGGAUAAGCUGCCUGGCAUCCAGCAGACCUCUGCUCAGGCCUUCAGCACCCUCUUCCUGCAGCUGACCGUCAAUGACCUGGGCAUCUGUCUGCCUAUCACCAACGCAUCUCAGAGAGGACAAGUACCAGUUACGGAGGGCACCAACUCUGAAGCUGGGGCCAGCACAUCAGUAGGCCAGCAUAAAAAUGCACGAAAAGCCAACCACAGUAUAGAUUUUGACACUGGCUCAGCUCUGGUCCUGACUAUUGAGAGCACAUUGAUCACUGCCUGCUCCUCGGAGUCACUGGUGAGCAAAGGCCACUUUAAAAAUUUCUGCAUCCGCUUCGCCGAGGGCUUUGAGACAUCCUGGGACGACUGGAAGCCCGAAAUAAGAGGGGACCUGGUUAUGAAUGCAUGUGUUGUCCCGGAUGGUACAUAUGAAGUAUGUUCCAGAACUACAGGGCAACCCUCUGCAGAGAGUAGCAGUGCAGGUACCUGGACCCUGAAUGUGCUUUGGAAAAUGUGUGGUAUUGACGUCCAUAUGGACCCCAACAUCGGGAAGCGCCUCAAUGCACUGGGCAAUACACUGACGUCACUGACAGGUGAAGAGGAUGUAGAUGACAUCGCCGACCUGAACUCUGUCAACAUGGCUGACCUUUCUGAUGAGGACGAAGCCGACACCAUGUCACCCACCAUCCACAUGAGUCCAGAGAGCCAGUUCAGCCCUCGGCUGACCUUAAGGAAGCGUCUGGUAAACCACAUCCUGGGCCUCAGCCCCAGGCCUCAGAGUGUAUCUGUCCCAGCUGACUACUUAAACUGUGCAUCGCCUCGCCUCCGAGCGGGCAGUGCCAGGGCCCAAAGACCUCUCUCCUGGGCCUGUGAGACCAUCGACCCCAGAAGGCAGAUGGUUUUGGGGAACCAGGUAGUUGAUGCCAGAGGACGGAAGUUUACGAAGAGGGUGGUGGACAUUCGAGAGCUAAACGAACAGGCUAAAGUCAUUGACGACCUCAAGAAACUGGGAGCCAGUGAAGGUACCAUCAACCAGGAGAUCCAGCGUUAUCAGCAGCUGGAGUCUGUAGCCGUUAAUGACAUCAGGAGAGACGUCAGAAAGAAACUACGUCGCUCUAGCAUGAGGGCGGCAUCUCUAAAGGAUAAAUGGGGUCUUGGCUACAAACCAAGCUACAACCGCUCAAAAAGCAUCUCAGCAGCUGCAGGCAGACCUCCUCUAAAACGGAUGGACAGACAGAGUUCCAGAAUAGGAGAUAUGGAUGAUUUACCAGAUAUCCGUGUAGAUGCAUCAUCCCCUGGACCACGGGUUACCUUUAACAUCCAGGACACGAUAAAUAAUCAGGCCUUGGAUUCUCCAAAUGCACCUGUCAGUCCAGGAGAGGUAUUCAAGUUUCCUGAGGAGACAGAGGUUGACCUGUUGUCAGUUACCAUCGAUGAGCCAUCCCAUUCUGAUCAUCUCCAUCCUCAUUCACCAUCCUCUGAGGGCCAGCACUCAGUUUUCAGUGCACCUGCCACCCCUGCUGUCUUUUCACCCACAAUUCCCUUCCAGCAUGAUGACAUGAGGCGUGAUGACCUGUCCUCUUCGUCGUCUGAAGACUCCGAAAAGGAGGAUGAGUUUGAAAGACUGCCUAGCUAUCGGAGGCCUUUCCAAGCAUCGCACAGAAAGUCAUCAGGCUUCUCUGCUGUGAGUCAGCUGUUUAGUGAGCGCUGGCCGAGUACGCCCACCAAUCGCAGCUUCAGUGGCCCAGCAACUGAGAGAAACAUAGACUUUGAGCUGGAUGUGCGUGUGGAGAUUGACAGCGGGAAGUGUGUUCUUCACCCCACAACUCAGCAGACGGAGCAUGAGGAUAUUUCCUUUAGGAGAAGCUGUGAGCGAAGUCUCAGGAGCCUGGACCAAGAGUCUCCCCCGAAGAAGAAGAAGCUGCAGCCCACCUACACCUCCACUACCCAUCUCCUCGCUGGCAAGAAAUGCCCCUCUUCCCUUCAGACCAAAUCCAAUGACAUGGAGACCACAGUCUUUUACAUUCCAGGAGUCGACGUUAAGUUGCACUACAACUCCAAGACCCUGAAGACGGAGUCACCCAACGCCUCACGCGGAUCCUCCCUCCCUCGCACUCUCUCCAAAGAAUCGAAGCUGUAUGGUAUGAAAGAUAACGGCCCUCCCAUCCCUACCAAUGCUGUCCAAAGCAAGACUAACUCGCUCCUUCCUCCCCCGCCCCCACCUAUUCCAUCAGCCAAAGGUAAGGGCAGUGGAGGAGUAAAGACGGCCAAGUUGUACGCAUGGGUGGCCCUCCAGACUCUGCCAGAGGAAAUGGUCAUCAGCCCCUGUCUGUUGGACUUCCUUGAAAAAGCCCUAGAGACCAUUCCUAUCACUCCUGUGGAGAGGAACUAUGCAGCUGUAGCUUCCCAAGAGGAGGAUAUGGGUCAGUUUGACACAGUUGAGCCUUUGGAGGAAUCCACCACCUCCUUGGUUUCCUCGUCUACAUCAGCCUACUCAUCCUUCCCUGUGGACGUGGUUGUCUACGUCAGAGUCCAGCCUUCUCAGAUCCGCUUUAGCUGUUUGCCAAUGUCCAGGGUGGAGUGUAUGCUCAAACUACCUUCAUUAGACUUGGUCUUCUCCUCCAACCGUGGAGAGCUAGAGACCCCCACAGGAGCCCACACCAAUGACGGAUCGCAUCCACCCUCCUCCACUCCACCUGGGCAGCACAUACCUAAACUACCACCCAGUAAAGCAUCUCCGUUGCUGGGGAGCCCUCUGGGCAGAAGCCGCCACAGCAGCAGCCAGUCGGACCUCAGCGGCCCCCCCAGUAACUCCUCAGGCCUCAGCUUCACUGCUUGCAUGUCUGACUUCUCCCUCUACGUCUUCCACCCCUACGGCGCUGGAAAACAAAAAUCUGCUGUCACAGGCUUGCCUCCAGGGCAGUUAGGUACAGUGGAUGAGGAGCCUUCUUCAGUAACAGGAAGAAAAGACUCUCUAAGUAUCAACCUGGAGUUUGUGAAGGUCAGCUUAUCCAGAAUGAGGCGCUCCGGAGGACCCACAUUCAUUGAGAGCUUCAUUCCAAGCAAAGGCGGCAAAAUGGACACAACACUCAUCAAUAUUUCAGCUGUGUGUGACAUAGGCUCAGCUUCCUUCAAGUACGACAUGAGACGGCUGAGUGAGAUCUUGGCAUUCCCGAGGGCCUGGUACCGCCGAAGUAUCGCCAGGCGCCUCUUUUUAGGAGACCAGACAAUCAACCUGCCAGCCUCUGGCCCCGCCACCCCAGACUCAGCUGAAAACGUCACUCAGCAUCUGUCCCCCGAGUCCAGCCGGAAAGCCUACUUCAGGACCUGGGACGGCAGCAUGGGGGCCCAGCACAUACCCCAGUCACCAAACGUGUUUUCAGAACACUCCACUGGAAGCAACAUGUCCCCUGGUGGCCUGGGUCACCUCAAGUCCCCUGCACCAGGUCGCACAAGGAGUGUGUCUGAUUCCUCCGCCCCAAGGAGAGAUUCGGUGUCAAAGACAUCCACUCCAUCCUUCAGUAAGAAUGGUAAAGCAGCAGGACAGCAGGGGGCACCAUGGGAGACUCUUGUGGUGUUCGCCAUCAACUUGAAACAGCUGACUGUCCAAAUGAACAUGAGCAACGUCAUGGGAAACAAUACCUGGACGACCAGCGGACUGAAGAGUCAGGGCCGGCUAUCUGUAGGCAGCAACCGGGACCGGGAGAUCAGCAUGUCUGUUGGCCUCGGCCGCUCCAAGCUCGACUCCAAGGGCGGAGUGGUGGGUGGCAAUAUAGACGUGAACACCCUAGAGAUGGUCUCUCACAUAUCCGAACACCCAAACCAGCAACCGAGCCAUAAAAUCCAGAUUACCAUGGGCUCAACAGAGGCUCGGGUGGACUACAUGGGCUCCAGCAUCUUAAUGGGAGUGUUCAGUAACGCUGAUCUCCAGCUUCAGGACGAAUGGAAGGUCAACCUGUGUACUGUUGACACCAGCCUGUCAGAGAAAAGUGAGAUUUUUGUCCAUGGAGACCUGCAGUGGGACAUUUUCCAGGUGAUCAUAUCUCGCUCCACCACACCAGACCUCAUCAAGAUCGGCAUGAAGCUGCAGGAGUUUUUCACUCAGCAGUUCGACACCAGCAAACGGGCUCUUUCCACUUGGGGCCCUGGACCCUACCUGCCUCCAAAAACCCCUGUCAUCAACAAUGAGAAAGGAGCUGCUGAGCUUUACAUGGACGCAGCUCAUCACCGCCACUGGCCAGGGGUGCUGAAGGUAAUCGCCGGCUGCCACAUCUCCCUCUUCCAGAUGCCUCUGCCUGAGGACGCCGUACAGCUGGGUGGCUCAAUGAGCCUCCACGGCAAUCACAUGACCCUGGCCUGCUUCCACGGACCCAACUUCCGCUCCAAAUUGUGGGCUUUGUUCCACCUGGAAGAGCCCAACAUCGCCUUCUGGACGGAGGCACAGAAGAUCUGGGAGGAUGGCUCCAAAGACGAUUCUACCUACAUUGUGCAGACUCUAGAUUUCCAUCUUGGUCAUAACACCAUGGUAACCAAACCUUGUGGAGCACUCGAAAGCCCCAUGGCCACGAUAACCAAAAUAACCCGCCGGCGCCAUGAAAAUCCUCCACACGGAGUCGCAACUGUCAAAGAAUGGUUUAACUAUGUCACUGCCAUGAGGAAUGAAGAGCUGAACUUGCUGAGAAACGUGGAAGCCAACAACCAAGAAAGUGGAGCCACUGCCAAAAGCUCUAGUCUACUGAGCAGCUUCCGCAGCUCCUCAAGCUACAACCACGAAACGGAGACCAUCUUUGCCCUUCCCAGAAUGCAGCUGGACUUCAAGUCAAUCCACGUCCAGGAUCCAGAUGAGCCUUCUCUAUCUGAUUCCAACAGUAAACCCAAGGUGGAGUGCAGCGUAGUGACAGAAUUCACCGACCACAUCUGUGUCACCAUGGACGCUGAGCUCAUCAUGUUCCUUCACGACCUGGUGUCGGCAUACCUGAAGGAAAAGGAGAAAGCCCUGUUCGCCCCGCGGAUGUUCGCAGCCCGACCAGGCCAGAAGAGCCCAACAACCUUACACGAUGAAAGCUCCACGGACAAGGACAAAGAUGACAGCAUCAACUACACCACGGUGGACUGGAGGGAAUUCAUGUGCAACACCUGGCACUUGGAGCCAACUCUCAGGCUCAUCUCCUGGACAGGCCGUAAGAUCGACCCGGUGGGUGUGGAUUACAUCCUGCAGAAACUAGGUUUCCACCACGCCAGGACGACCAUUCCCAAGUGGCUGCAGAGAGGUGUGAUGGACCCGUUGGACAAGGUUCUGUCUGUGCUCAUCAAGAAGCUGGGCACCGCCCUACAGGACGAGAAAGAAAAGAAGGGCAGAGACAAAGAGGAACACUAAGAAACCACUGAACGUCAAACCUGUGAUGAUUCUGUGAAGGUCGAAAACACUGGAGGACUGUAUUACAUCGGCCACUACUGUACAAUAUGUCACCAAACCCACUUUACCAACCUGUGAAUCUCAGCUUAGUUGUUUACUGUGGUGCAUGCCACUAGCAGCUCUGACUGAAGCGUUUUGCACCAAUGUUGUUAUCUGUAUAUUUGGAACAAAGUAGCAUAUUGUAGUAUUAUUCUUAUUAUUUGAUGGCUUUAAUGGUAAAACCAGCCUCUUUUACCUGUUGUAAAUGACCGUACUGAAAUCGCUUAAGGCUUACCAAUAUUUCAUGAGAAAUGAUUUCUUAAACCAUUGCCUUUUCUUUGUUUCCCAUGGAACACAUGGUAGAUAUGCUUUAUGUAUUGUAUAGCGUAGUUUUAAGAUAUUUAAGAACAGUUCGGUGACAGUGUUUUUAAUUUUUUUUUUUUUUUUGGGAGGGGGGUGUGUGAACAAAUGAUUACUGUACAGUUAACAGCACAUCAUCCACUGUGCCCUGCCAUGAGGAUGACAACAAUUUGUAAUUAUUAUUUCAACCAAGAUCAUUAUUUAUGGAGGUGAAAUGCAGCGUCUAUAACAUGUAUUAGCUUGGUGUGUCAAGCUUAUUUUUGUCUUUUUUUAAUCCAUGCAGUAGAACCAGUGUAUAUAAUGAAAUUUCCUAACUUAAUUAAACUAUUGCCAUUCAGUUUUA
Molecule: messenger RNA, 16503 nt
Organism: Sphaeramia orbicularis (orbiculate cardinalfish)
Lineage: Eukaryota; Metazoa; Chordata; Actinopteri; Kurtiformes; Apogonidae
Product: KIAA1109 ortholog
Exons: 92
Coding region: 171-15782 (5203 amino acids)
Biological process (GO): synaptic vesicle endocytosis
Source: RefSeq, a predicted model, not a curated record